AUGGCGUCGGGACCUGUAGGCGGACCAAGAAUACGUUCGAUAUGGCGCUUCCUUGCUGUUGAUCCAGAAAUAUAUCCACUCCUGGGCGUCCUAACGGUAACCUUUGGUGCGGCAGGAUAUAUGCUAGGGAAGAAAGGCGCUGCCAUCAGAAAUGAAGACCCGGAACGAAUCAUUCCUGAGAGACCACUUCCAUUCCGCGUUGAUGCGAAGAGCAAACUACCGGGUCUUGCUUCCGGUAGCAAUUACAGAUAUAAUUAUCAUCCUUCUAAGGAGGAUAAUGCUGUGGCAGUACCUGUACCAGAUGCAGUGACUGAACAUAAAGUGAAAGUCAAAGUUCCAGAAGAAGUAGCAGAGAAAGUUUCUGCGGCAGCGAAAAAGUGA
Paraglomus brasilianum is the source of this 381-nucleotide messenger RNA. NCBI's taxonomy places the organism in Eukaryota, Fungi, Glomeromycota, Glomeromycetes, Paraglomerales, Paraglomeraceae. The record is from the annotation of a GenBank genome assembly.